Molecule: messenger RNA, 2199 nt
Organism: Bufo gargarizans (Asiatic toad)
Lineage: Eukaryota; Metazoa; Chordata; Amphibia; Anura; Bufonidae
Gene: TFEB
Product: transcription factor EB
Exons: 9
Coding region: 213-1526 (437 amino acids)
Biological process (GO): regulation of transcription by RNA polymerase II
Cellular component (GO): nucleus
Molecular function (GO): protein dimerization activity; RNA polymerase II cis-regulatory region sequence-specific DNA binding; DNA-binding transcription factor activity, RNA polymerase II-specific
Source: RefSeq, a predicted model, not a curated record
UGCUCCUCCGCGACUCGUGGGCUCCCCCUGCUGAUCAAAGCUAACUCCGCUUUGACAGAAGCCGGUGACAGGGGGCGGGAGAGUCGGAGGGGAGCAGAAAACGGGGACUUGAGGCCGACACCGGGCAAAGUCACCGAUCGCAUUGGAAAUUUGUCGCCAUAUCAAGAAGAGGACGGUUCGUCAGGGGACAGAGAGACACGUGAACUUCCACCAUGGCAUCUAGAAUCGGACUUCGUAUGCAGCUGAUGAAAGAACAGGCUCAGCAGGAAGAGCAACGUGAACGAAUACAGCUGCAACAACAGCACUUCAUGCAGCAUCACAUAAUGCCUUCCACUGCCACGCCUGCCAUCAACACGCCUGCAUCUUUUCAGCCUCCACCACCAGUUCCCAUGGAAGUCUUGAAGGUUCAAACCUACCUGGAGAAUCCAACCUCGUACCAUUUGCAGAAGUCUAGAGACAAGAAGGUUCAGGAUUACCUGUCUGACACCUACGGGAACAAAUUUGCCUCCCAAAUAAACCCACUUAGACUGUCUCCAAAACCCCCUCCUGCUCCAUCUUCUCCUGCACACCGUCCAGCACGCCUUUCAUCUUCAGCAGGAAACAGUGCACCCAACAGUCCCAUGGCCAGAAUGAACCUGUGCUCCAACACAGAAAGAGAAAUGGAUGACGUCCUUGAUAACAUCAUAGGUCUAGAUGACAUGUUUGUGUACACAGAACCUGCCCUUUCCAUGCCAAACACGUUGCCAUUUUCCAGUAGUCACUUGGGGCUGUACAGUGAUAAUUCACGCCUCAGUGAUACUGUAGUAGGGGUCACUAGCAAUUCCUGCCCAGCAGACCUACCUAUCAAGAGAGAGCUAACAGAUGCUGAGAAUCGCGCCCUUGUACGUGAACGUCAGAAGAAGGACACACACAACAUGAUUGAGAGAAGAAGACGAUUUAACAUCAACGAUCGGAUAAAGGAGCUGGGCACUUUAAUUCCGAAGACGACUGACCUGUACGUCUGCAGUGAUACCCGCUGGAAUAAAGGCACCAUCCUGAAGGCAUCUGUGGAAUAUAUCAAACACAUGCAGAAGGAGCAGCAUCGGAGCCGUGAACUGGAAAGCCACUCCAAACAACUGGAACAAGAGAAUAAGCAGCUGUGGCUUCGGGUCCAGGAGCUAGAAUUGCAAGCACAGGCACAUGGCAUUCCCACAAGUUCUCCUCGAAGUAUGAAUGCUGGGCCAGUCAAGCAGGAACCUGAAGCAAUGCCUAUGGUUCAGCAGCAACUUACAGUCCCACAGCAGGGACAAUACCAACAGCAAAUGGACUUUUCAUCAGGGCUCAGUUACCAAAACACUGCCUGUGCAGACAACUCUUUUCCUGCUCUCUCUAGGACAGAACUAGACCUCAUGCUGAUGGAGGACACUAUGCUAGGUUCUGAUCCCAUGAUGACCUGUGAUCCUCUCCUGUCAACCCUUUCUCCCGGCACUUCAAAGGCCAGUAGCCGACGAAGCAGCUUCAGCAUUGAUGAGGUAGAUGGCCUGUGACAAUAUAAACUAGGAAUGGAAAAUCUAUUCUACCCUGUGACUUUCCCACACAAUUGUCCAAAAUCACACUGCCUUAUUUAUGGGACAGUUUAGCAAGAAGGUCUCAAGUACAAAAUUUUAUGCAUAGCCAUUAUGUGCCGAUAUACUCAAACUGUACCGCCAAUGGUGGAUUCUUCAGCUGAGUGAGCAUUUAAAGUUAUUUGGAGAACCUGUAUUCAGCACUCCACACAUCUUCAUGCUGUCGCCAGACUACCUAAGAACUACCCAAUGCCUACACGCCUGCAUGGACCAGCAUCAUCUCUUGUAUCUUCUACCACUGCUGCUGACGUAUCUGAGAUAUGCAAGAAAUAUUUGCCAAGAAACCAAAGUGCCUUCACAUGUUGAGCCGAGCAGGACCUGUGUCCUGUGUGUGGUAGUGAAUUUAGCGGAAGGCUAGAUUUAUCAUUUCUAAAUUAAGAAUGUGAUUAAGAAUUACUGGCAUGAUGUGUGGUUGAGUGCGAUUGGGGAUAGUACAAAAAUAACAGGUAUAGGUCAUCAUAUGAAUGUAAAUGUACAGUGCCUUGCAAAAGUAAUUGCCCCCCUUGACUUUUUUCGUAUUUUGGUGCCUCACAACCUGGAAUUAACAUGGAUUGUUUGAGGAUUUGCAUCAUUUAAUUUACAGAACAUGCCCACA